This is a messenger RNA of Frankliniella occidentalis (western flower thrips), 1067 nucleotides long. It is a transcript of the gene Atg5, whose product is annotated as autophagy protein 5. The transcript is spliced from 6 exons. Gene Ontology annotation, biological process: autophagy of mitochondrion; nucleophagy; C-terminal protein lipidation. Bases 185 to 979 code for a protein of 264 amino acids. NCBI's taxonomy places the organism in Eukaryota, Metazoa, Arthropoda, Insecta, Thysanoptera, Thripidae. Gene Ontology annotation, cellular component: cytoplasm; phagophore assembly site membrane; Atg12-Atg5-Atg16 complex. The record is from RefSeq and is a predicted model, not a curated record.
GUUCUCUGGCAUUCGUGGUAGUGGGGGUGGUUGUUGCAGUGGGCCAAACAAAACAAAUACUUGGAGGAUUUAGACAAAAAUUGUCCAUGAAAAUAAUGGAAGAAGAAUGGCAUUUCAAUCUUGAAAUUUGACAGCACCUUGCAAUACGAGUGUCGAGCUGGUUUAUCUUGGUGUCACUACGAAAAUGGCCAACGAUCGUGAGGUCUUGCGUGAAAUUUGGGAUGGUCGGGUUCCUGUGUGCUUUCAGCUCGACUCCAGUGAGGUUAAUGGGCUGCAGGCACCCGAUCCCUACUACCUGAUGGUACCAAGAUUGUCGUAUUUCCCACUAGUCACUGAUAAGGUUCGACGUCAUUUCCAAAGAUAUAUUCAUCCCGAUAAGCACGAUGCAGAAAUGUGGGUGGACUUUAACGGACAGCCUUUAAAAUGGCAUUACCCUAUAGGGGUUUUAUUUGAUCUUCACAUACCAGAAAUUUCCCUUCCAUGGUGCUUAACUAUACACUUUGAUAAGUUUCCCGAGGCAGAACUGCUGCAUUGCUCCUCAAGGGAAGCUGUAGAAUCUUAUUUUAUGUCAUGUAUUAAGGAAGCAGAUGUCUUAAAGCAUAGAAGUCAAGUAGUAUCAAACAUGCAGAAAAAAGAUCAUAACCAGUUAUGGCUUGGAUUACAAAAUGACAAAUUUGAUCAAUUUUGGGCUGUAAAUCGAAAGCUUAUGGAGGUUGGCAGUGACGAAACUUUCAAAUAUAUUCCAUUUCGGUUGUAUCAGGGAGAUGAACCUUUCAUACAACGCUUAGUCAAACCUGUGACAGAAGAAGGUCAAAGGAAAACUCUGUUUCAAUUUUUGCAGGAAAUUUACGCAGAAAAUGCCAGUAAAGUCAAAGUAACAACGCAUGGAGUAGAGCCACCAUCCGAUACCCCUCUGCAGUGGAUGAGUGAACACCUAAGUUAUCCAGAUAAUUUCUUACAUUUGUGUGUUGCUUUCUAGUAUAAUUAACGCCAGACAGUACAGUGUCCGACUUUGGAAACAUUUUGUCACUCAAGAGCUGGGAAAUAAACUUAAAUUUAAUUUUGUC